AUGCGCAUACUAUUGUUGGCUGCUUCAUUCUGUGUCGGCGUGACGUUCGGCCAAUCACAAUACCCAACCACAACGCCGGUACCGAUUUUGAAACAGAUAAACAGACACAAUGAAGAUGGCAGCUACAGCUACGGCUUCGAGGCGGCUGACGGAAGUUACAAGAUCGAGUCUAAAUAUCCGAACGGCGAGGUCCACGGAAAAUACGGCUUUGUCGACGACACUGGUAAUGUGCGUGAGAUAGAGUAUGGAGCGUCGCGUCGUGGUUUCGAACCCACGGGUACGGGUAUCAAUGUGCCCCCACCCACGAUCAACGGUAACAGCAUCGCUGAAGGCAAGGACGAGGACGACGGUCAGUACCGCGAGGACCCUUCAAUUUAUUACACUGAUCCAAGGUACACUAAUGGUGAGAGGUACGACCCUGUGCCCAAAGUGCCCAUAUACAAUCAUCAACUGCAGCAACGUCCAUUGCCUUAUGGUCCUGAUACUCCAAGCCGAGCCAUUGCAUCAACUUACCGCCAACCAGCACCGGCCCCAGUACCAGCUCCAGCCCCCACUCCUGCCGCUCAAUACCAAAUCCAGUACCAACCACCGUACCAAGCCCAACAAUAUCGACCCCAGUACCAGCCACAGUAUCAACCGCAGUACCAGCAACCUCAGUAUCAACCAGCUCAGUACCAGACUCAAGAAUACCACCCCAGCUCUGGAUCGUACAGCGUAAAUUACAAGCGAUGA
Phymastichus coffea is the source of this 732-nucleotide messenger RNA. RefSeq lists its product as uncharacterized. The transcript is spliced from 5 exons. Gene Ontology annotation, molecular function: structural constituent of chitin-based larval cuticle. Gene Ontology annotation, cellular component: chitin-based extracellular matrix. NCBI's taxonomy places the organism in Eukaryota, Metazoa, Arthropoda, Insecta, Hymenoptera, Eulophidae. Bases 1 to 732 code for a protein of 243 amino acids. The record is from RefSeq and is a predicted model, not a curated record.